Ictalurus furcatus (blue catfish) is the source of this 1014-nucleotide messenger RNA. RefSeq names its product forkhead box G1b (gene foxg1b). The record is from RefSeq and is a predicted model, not a curated record. Lineage: Eukaryota; Metazoa; Chordata; Actinopteri; Siluriformes; Ictaluridae. Gene Ontology annotation, molecular function: sequence-specific double-stranded DNA binding; DNA-binding transcription factor activity. The transcript has a single exon. The coding region runs from base 1 to 1014 and encodes 337 amino acids. Gene Ontology annotation, cellular component: nucleus. Gene Ontology annotation, biological process: regulation of transcription by RNA polymerase II.
AUGGGAGAUCACAAAGAGCCGACCAUGGUGCAGAGGUCGAGUUCGUUUAGCAUCAAGAGCCUCCUGCUGCCGUCCAAGUUUGACAGCCAGGGCGCAGGGGUCGCGGAAAACAGCGCGACUCCGGAUUCGGAAAAAUCCUCGGAACCGACGGAAAUGGACUCCACACCCCUGCAGCAGCGAGGUGAGGACGAAUCGGGACCGGAAGCAGUGCGAAAAAGCGGCAAACACGACAAACCGCCGUUCAGCUACAACGCGCUCAUCAUGAUGGCCAUUCGCCAAAGUCCCGAGAAGCGGCUCACGCUCAACGGCAUCUACGAGUUCAUCAUGAAGAACUUCCCGUACUACCGGGAGCACAAGCAAGGCUGGCAGAACUCCAUCCGACACAAUCUCAGCCUCAAUAAGUGCUUCGUGAAAGUGCCGCGCCAUUACGACGACCCGGGAAAAGGGAACUACUGGAUGCUGGAUCCGUCCAGCGAUGACGUGUUUAUCGGUGGGACAACAGGAAAGCUCCGCAGGAGGUCGGCCACAUCACGGGGUAAGCUGGUGAUGAAACGAGGCCUACGUUUCGCCCCACUCGGACUCGGACUCGGUGAGCGCGCGAGUAACCCGCUUUGCUGGCAGCUGUCUCCGUUUCUGCCCUUACCUCACGCGCACUACAACGGACCCGCGCACGGGUUUCUUAACCACGGACACGCGUACGGGUCCCUGCUCCCGAGCAUGGAGCCCAUCACCAGCGGAGAUAUCGCCCGCCCUGUGCUCGGACCCUCCACCUCUGGUGGAUACAGCGCGAGCUCUGUGCCCACGGGAUUACUCUCAGCACACAACGGCUAUUUCGUGGCAGGAGCGCAGCAGCAGGCGCAGGCGCUCCAAACCGGCCCUGGUUACGGGAUCUCGAGCUCUCCGCCGCCGCUGCUCGCGGAUUCUAGGACCUCGUUACCGUCUUUCUCCUCGAGCGGCUUUUCUGGAGUUUUGUCACAACAUAAAAGACUCGCGCCUCAUUCCUUCCUGAGCUGA